AGCAGGAAGAGGGGUCCGGGCGGUAGUGCGGCCGAUCGAGCACCCGGAGAUCCCGAGAGAUAAGGAGAUCGGCACGUAGCCGACCGGACGUUUGGCCGACUGGGCCCGGGGCCCGGCGCCGAGCGCAUCCGCCACUGGCCGGGCUGAUUCCCUCCCGUCCAGGCUUGGCCUUAGAUCCCCGGCCCACUUCCCCCUUCUCCACCUCCAAGCCCGCCCGAGCCUUCGGGUCCCCCGCCUCCUUCCCAGGCUCUGCAGCACCUUCCGGGAGCUGACCGUACGCGGGAGGCCGCUUGUCGCAGUAGGUCCCGGGGCGGCCUGACCCCGAGGGAGGCGCGCGCACUGCUCACACGCCCAGGGAUUUGUUGAUACCCCAUGUUACCCCAUCACCAGAAGAGUCUGGGCAGAGAUUGGACUACACCGUGGGAGAAUCUGCAAAGGUGUUGCUGGAACAGACAUAUUUCUAGUUGUAUGAGGUGGCCUGGACAUUAUUCUCGCGCUCCUUACCCGUACUUCAGUAGUAGGCAUUUUUCACUAAAUUGGAGACCACCUUGUUUGUUUGAGUCUGGAACUCAGUUUCAGUACUGGAACUGGAGACCUGACAACUUGAGCCAGACAUCUUUGAUUCAUCUCUCUAGUUACAUCAUGAACUCUGAGGGAGAUGAGCCUUCAUCAAAACGAAGAAAACACCAAGGCACAAUAAAAAGGCAUUGGGAAUAUCUGUGUAACCAUAAUAAAGAAAAAACGAAGAUCCUAGGAGACAAAAAUAUUGACUCCAAAUGUGAAGACAGUGAGAACAAGUUUGACUUUUCAGUGAUGUCCUAUAAUAUACUUUCACAAAAUUUAUUGGAAGAUAAUUCACACCUCUAUAGACACUGCCGGCGGCCAGUAUUACACUGGAGUUUUAGGUUUCCUAAUAUUCUGAAAGAAAUUAAACACUUUGAUGCAGAUGUACUUUGUUUGCAAGAAGUUCAAGAAGAUCAUUAUGGAACAGAGAUCAGGCCAAGUUUGGAAUCACUGGGUUAUCACUGUGAAUACAAGAUUCGGACAGGAAGGAAACCUGAUGGCUGUGCCAUUUGCUUCAAACAUUCCAAAUUUUCACUCUUAUCAGUGAAUCCAGUGGAAUUCUACCGCCCUGAUGUUCCUCUGUUAGACAGAGACAAUGUUGGAUUAGUGUUACUCUUGCAGCCCAAAAUUGCAAGUGGUGCCUCUCCUGCAAUCUGUAUAGCUAACACACAUCUGUUGUAUAAUCCAAGGCGAGGUGAUAUUAAGCUGACCCAAUUGGCAAUGCUUCUAGCAGAGAUUUCCAGUGUUGCUCAUCAGAAAGAUGGCAGCUUCUGCCCUAUUGUUAUGUGUGGUGACUUUAAUUCUGUUCCUGGUUCUCCGCUCUAUAGUUUCAUAAAGGAAGGAAAAUUGAAUUAUGAAGGACUGGCCAUAGGAAAGGUAUCUGGCCAGGAACAGUCUUCACGGGGACAAAGAAUUUUAUCUAUUCCAAUUUGGCCCCCAAACCUAGGUAUCUCACAGAACUGUGUGUAUGAGGUACAGCAGGUACCAAAAGUAGAAAAGACAGACAGUGAUCUGACACAAACACAGCUGGACAAGACAGAGGUCCUAGAGACAGCUGAAAAGUUAUCUUCAAAUUUACAGCACCAUUUCAGCUUGUCAUCUGUUUAUUCACAUUAUUUUCCCGACACUGGAAUUCCAGAAGUGACCACCUGUCAUUCCCGAAGUGCCAUAACCGUGGAUUAUAUUUUCUAUUCUGCUGAAAAGGAAGAUGUUGCUGAGCAGCCAGGAGCUGAAGUUGCUUUGGUUGGUGGCUUGAAACUUCUAGGUAGACUGUCACUUCUUACAGAACAAGAUUUAUGGACUGUCAAUGGACUUCCAAAUGAAAACAACUCUUCAGAUCACCUGCCUUUAUUGGCUAAGUUCAGACUUGAGCUCUGACUCUUCUUUGAUUACAUACGUACUUUUCUUUCCAAUUUAUAUUCUUUUUCAAAGAAUGUAAAGUUGUUCUUAAGAGUUUGCAUGUUGUUUAUUUUUGCGCUGUAGUGUUUCUGAAGAGGUUAUGUUAAUCGGAAGCAGCAAGUUUACAACAAUUUUCUUUUUUAUUAAUGAAAGAAUAUUUUCCUGACAAGUGAGAUCUAAAUGCUGUUUAUUGUAAAAGAUUUGUAUAUAUUUUUUAUUCUAAAUCCCAGUAAAAUUGACAGUGAUUUUUAAAUAUAUUGCAUCUUCUUUAGUCCUCUUAGUAAAGAAUUUCAUGUUUUUGGCAAGUUUUACAGUGGAUCUAAAAUAUCUGAGUUCUUGCCAACCACAACUCAUUUCUCUUCCCGAAAGCCAUGAGAACCAUAUUUUUGUUGAGACCUAAUUAGUUCAUCUCAGAAUUCAUUGGGUCAUUCACAAGUGUCCAACCAACCAUUUUAGUUUGUUUCUGAGGGGGCUCGAUAAUGCUUAUUAAAAUCGUACAAAUUGCUUAAUCCAUCUUAUUACUAUCCCAAGCUAUGUAAUAUACCUGCAUUUUGUUGGGGAAUUAUAGGUCAUCACAAUAAAUACUUUACG
This is a messenger RNA of Pteropus alecto (black flying fox), 2553 nucleotides long. RefSeq names its product angel homolog 2 (gene ANGEL2). Gene Ontology annotation, molecular function: mRNA 3'-UTR binding; 3'-5'-RNA exonuclease activity. Bases 373 to 1941 code for a protein of 522 amino acids. The transcript is spliced from 9 exons. The record is from RefSeq and is a predicted model, not a curated record. NCBI's taxonomy places the organism in Eukaryota, Metazoa, Chordata, Mammalia, Chiroptera, Pteropodidae. Gene Ontology annotation, biological process: 3'-UTR-mediated mRNA stabilization.